Molecule: messenger RNA, 1071 nt
Organism: Salvia splendens (bonfire salvia)
Lineage: Eukaryota; Viridiplantae; Streptophyta; Magnoliopsida; Lamiales; Lamiaceae
Exons: 2
Coding region: 168-905 (245 amino acids)
Source: RefSeq, a predicted model, not a curated record
CUAGUCAUAAUUAAGUUGAUUAUAGAGAGUUAAAACCCCAUUAUUGACACGAAGAAACUAGACGCCAACGAAUAAUGCCACGUGUCAUUAACUAGACACGUGUCCUAUGUCCAAAGCAAAGCAGUUAAGCAGUCAAUACUGUAUUCCAACCUCCUAUAAAAAGUUAGAUGCUACGUGGAUAUUGUGACAACAUUUUCGAAGAAGCUCUACCAUCGCAUGGUUUACUGUCACAAAGAGGAAAAAUGCAAUCCAGAUUAGCUCUCGCUGUCGCCAAAUUCAAUCGCACUCUGUUCCCGCAGCAGAGCGUACGCGGCUGCGCCACCACCUCCGGCAGAACGGCUGAUCCAGCUAUCCACGCCGUCGAGGAAGAAGAUGUGUAUCCUACGGAUGCGAUGCAAGACGAGAAGCGGCGGCGGCCGCCGAAGCACGACAACGAAACAUACACUCCUCCGAAGUCUCCGACAGAGACGGCGCCGAAGCUGGAGUCCGGCGGCGUGGGGCCCAUGCCCGACCCGUUCGGGCAGCAGAAGCGGCAGAGCUGGUGCGCGGGGAUCGACGGCAGCCCGUGGCCGGAGGAGGAUGGAGUGGACCGGAAAGCGCAGCGGGAGGAGCAGGAGAGGGACAACAAGGAGUAUUACGGGCACCACAAGGCAUCUCCGCUGUCGGAGAUUGAGGUUUGCGAUACGAGGAAGCCCGUGACUCAGGCCACGGAUGGGACGGCGCAGAGCGAGAGCGUUGGCUACGAUGGGAAUUUGGGGGAGAGGGUGUGGCGGCCGGAGCAGCUGGACACGGCGGAGGAGGCGCUACGGAGAGCGGCGGAGAUAUUUCGGAUGAAUGCGAUGAGAGGGGAUCCUGACUCUCCGCACGGCAGAGUUCUCCGGCAGCUUCGCGGCGAAGAUUGGUGACUUGGGAUCGAUGUCGUUUGCCACUUUUGUGAAAUAAAAUGUGAAACAUGUUAACAAUAAUAGUCUUUUUGAGAAAUUGAAAUUAUGACAAAAUGAGUAGUAAAAUGUUAGUACUAAUUCGAUCUGGGAUGUGUGCUUCGAAUUAUUAAAGUUUACUAUAUAUACA